AUGUCGGCAGGCUCCUCGUCAAGAGGCGCUACUGCCGCCAACACACGCGCCGCCUACCGUCUACCCACGCUUUCCCCGGAGUCCAACAAGAAUGUGCUCUCGCUACUGCGUCUCAUCAUCAUCUUCCUCAUCGCAGGAGCAGCCGUCUCAUCACGUCUCUUUGCAGUAGUCCGGCACGAGAGUAUCAUUCACGAGUUUGACCCUUGGUUCAACUUCCGCGCCACCAAGGUGUUGACCACCGAUGGUUUCUACCGAUUUUGGAACUGGUUCGAUGCGACAGCAUGGUACCCGCUAGGACGAGCCGCUGGCGGCACCGCCUAUCCCGGUCUCAUGGUCACAUCAGGUGCCAUUCACAACCUCUUCCACUCGCUCAACAUUCCCGUCGACAUUCGCAACAUUUGUGUCCUUCUCGCUCCUGCCUUCUCAGGAUUGACAGCUUGGGCCACUUACAUGUUUACCGCAGCGAUGAAGGAUGGUGCAGCUGGCCUACUUGCAGCUGCUUUCAUCGGUAUUGCUCCAGGAUACAUCUCGAGGUCUGUCGCUGGAUCGUACGACAACGAAGCCAUCGCCAUCUUCUUGCUCAUGAUGACUUUCUACCUGUGGAUCAAGGCGCUCAAAGACGGCUCGGCGCUCUGGGGUGUCGCUACUGCGCUCUUCUACUUCUACAUGGUCGCAGCAUGGGGUGGAUAUGUUUUUAUCACCAACAUGAUCCCCCUUCAUGCCCUCGUCCUGCUCCUGAUGGGCCGGUUCAGCUCGCGCCUCUACGUCUCCUACUCGAGCUUCUACGCACUCGGCACUCUCGCAUCCAUGCAGGUGCCAUUUGUCGGCUUCCAGCCCGUGCGCACCAGCGAGCACAUGGCUGCCCUCGGCGUCUUUGGUCUGCUACAGCUCGUCGCAUUCGUCGAGCUCGUCCGAUCGCACGUGCCCAGCAAGCAAUUCAAGCUUUUGCUCGUCGGAUUCGUCAUCCUCGUCGCUGCUCUCGCCUUCGGUGCCCUCGUCGCACUGACCUACGCAGGAUACGUUGCACCUUUCACCGGUCGCUUCUACUCGCUCUGGGACACCGCCUACGCCAAGAAGCACAUCCCCAUCAUCGCCUCGGUCUCGGAACACCAGCCUCCCGCCUGGCCGGCGUUCUUCUUCGACCUCGAGAUGCUCAUCUUCCUCUUCCCGGUCGGCGUCUUCUUGCUCUUCAAGGAGCUGAGGGACGAGCAUGUCUUUGUCAUCAUCUACGCGGUCAUGGCGAGCUAUUUUGCUGGUGUCAUGGUGCGUCUGAUGUUGACGCUGACGCCGGUGGUGUGCGUCAGUGCGGCCAUCGCGAUGAGCACGCUGCUGCAGACGUACCUCGACCCCAAGGAGCCGACCCCCGCCAACGAGAACGGUGCUGCUGACCCCGACAAGGAAGCCGUCGCCCGAUCGACCCGCUCUGCUGCUCGUAAGGCCGCCGAGGCCACGCCCGAACCAUCAUCUUCGUCUGACGCAGAGAUCGUUCGACCCGCAUCGCCCGUCUUUGGCGCCGCAACCUUCAGCAGCUCCAAAUUCGGCAUCUUUGGUCUCGACUCUCGCUUCUUUGUCACCAUCUACUCUUUGCUGCUGCUGCUCGUCUUUGUGCUGCACUGCACGUUCGUCACCUCCACGGCCUACUCUUCGCCCUCGGUCGUUCUCGCUUCGCGCAACGCGGACGGGUCGCAGCACAUCAUCGACGAUUUCCGCGAAGCCUACUACUGGUUGCGUCAAAACACGGCCUCGGACGCCAAGGUCAUGUCGUGGUGGGAUUACGGCUACCAGAUUUCCGGUAUGGCCGAUCGUCCCACGCUGGUCGACAACAACACGUGGAACAACACGCACAUUGCCACGGUGGGCAAAGCCAUGUGUUCGAACGAAGAAAAGUCCUACCCGAUCCUGCGCAAGCACGAUGUGGACUAUGUGCUGAUCAUCUUUGGUGGUCUACUCGGCUUCAGUGGGGAUGACAUCAACAAGUACCUGUGGAUGAUCCGCAUUGCGCAGGGGGUGUGGCCGGACGAAGUGCGCGAGGCGGACUACUUCACCCCGCGUGGGGAGUACAAGGUGGACGAUGGUGCGACUAAGACGAUGCGCGAGAGUCUGUUGUACAAGAUGAGCUACUAUCGGUUCAACGAUCUGUUUGGUGGUCGACCAGGGACGGAUCGGGUGCGACAGACGAAUGGGCCCAGCAAGAGUCCCGAGUUGGAGUACCUCGAUGAGGCGUUUACGAGCGAGAACUGGAUCGUGCGCAUCUACGAGGUGAAGAAGCCCGAUGCGCUGGGUAGGGAUUUGCCCGGAGUCAAAGGGUUUGAGGGCGGAAAGAGGAGGAAGAGGGCUUUCGCACUGCCUGUUGGCGCUGCGGGGAAGAAGUAA
This is a messenger RNA of Kalmanozyma brasiliensis GHG001, 2373 nucleotides long. RefSeq names its product Oligosaccharyl transferase, STT3 subunit. Bases 1 to 2373 code for a protein of 790 amino acids. Gene Ontology annotation, biological process: post-translational protein modification. NCBI's taxonomy places the organism in Eukaryota, Fungi, Basidiomycota, Ustilaginomycetes, Ustilaginales. The transcript has a single exon. The record is from RefSeq and is a predicted model, not a curated record. Gene Ontology annotation, molecular function: dolichyl-diphosphooligosaccharide-protein glycotransferase activity. Gene Ontology annotation, cellular component: membrane.